Drosophila sulfurigaster albostrigata is the source of this 1704-nucleotide messenger RNA. Its product is annotated as angiopoietin-related protein 3-like. Lineage: Eukaryota; Metazoa; Arthropoda; Insecta; Diptera; Drosophilidae. The transcript has 3 exons. The record is from RefSeq and is a predicted model, not a curated record. The coding region runs from base 48 to 1379 and encodes 443 amino acids.
AUUUAAUUUCGUUUUUUACUGCAUCGAGUGCAGUUGCAAAUAUCAAAAUGAAGCGCAUAGAAUUAAAAAUUGUGUUGAUACUCAUAGUAUACGAAUUCUCUGCAAUCGCAGCUAUUGGAUCUGAGACGUGCCAAUUGAACCGAGAUAUGGAAAACCAGUGUCGUACUCAUUCUUACACCGUAGUCAAACCUAUGCUAGAUUAUCUCCGUCAGGUUGAAGAGGAAUUACAACAAAGCAAAGAAAAAGAUAGAAUCAUAGCAGACUUAAGAAAAAGGUUAAUUGAACAGAAAAACAACGAUGAUUUGGUAAAGGAAUUACGAUCUCAAAUAGAGUUUCAAAAGAUAAUUCAUACAAAUUGGAAAUUGAUUGAGAAUUAUGGAAAAUGCAAAGAUGAAUUAGCAGAGAAAUCAAUCAAGUUAGUAUUAAAAGAUGUUCAAGUUGAAAAACUUAAUUCUACACUUUCUGAAAAGGAACAACAAAUUGCAGACAUUUAUAUUCGCAACAAGAAACAGUUAGACAAUCAGUUAGAGGGUUAUAACAAAAAAAUAAUCGAAAAAGACAACGAACUGAAAUUGUGUCAAGCUGAGGAAUUCAAAUCAAGACACUCUGAGGAUUGUGGUAAAUGUAAAGAGGAAAUAGGCAUUUGUGAGAAUCGGGUAAGGACAGAGAUCGAAACUCGUUGGCAGCAUCAUAGAACAAUUCUGGAAACGCAAACGAACUUACAGAAAAAAGAAAGAGAACACGAAUUAUGUCAAACACAACUUAGAAAAUUUGACAGAAUAUUAGAACAUCCAACUGGUUGUAUUCCACUACAAAAUGUUGAAAAUGCAGGUGAUCAUCAAAUCAAAGUUUCGGGUGUUGCUUCCUUCAAUGCUUUAUGCGAUAGCGAGUUAGCAAAACCUGGAUGGAUAGUUAUAGAACAGCGUAUUGGUGAAAAUAUGAUUAAUGGGAACGUGUCCUCGUAUCGUGAAGGAUUCAGUUUCGUAAAAAGUAAUUUUUUCCUUGGGUUAGAAAAGCUUUAUAGCCUGACGAGAUCGCAACGGUAUGAGCUCUAUGUUCAUUUGGUUUUAUCAGACGAUCGUAUUGAAUAUGCUCGGUACGACAACUUUAAAGUAGAUAAAAAUAAAUAUAGAAAUAAUCGCUAUGAAGUAACAUUGGGUUAUUGCAACGGAACUAGUGAUUUGCUAGACAGACCCAUUAUUUAUUAUAGUGAAGAACCAUAUAUCAUUAAAAAUAUCAAGCUUAUCUUCGAUCAUGGAGUCCGCUGGUGGUCCUACAAAACUUACCCAAGGAAUACAAAUCUAAGGCCCCGCUAUCAAGUACCGACUUGUGACCCCAUUAUUAAAUUUGCUAAUAUGCUCAUACGUCCCUUGAGUUAAAGGAGGAAGUAAAUAUACCAAAGUUAAAAAUGGAAAUUUUAUUUUAUAUAAUUUAAGUCUAGUACAACAAGUAAACUACAGUCAAGUGUGCUCGACUGUGAGAUACCCUGUACCCAUUUUAAAUAAAAGCAAAACAGCACGGCAAUAUUCUUAAAAUAUACCGAAAUGAUGUACCACAAAAAUACUAAAAAUAUACCAAAUUAAAAUUAAAUUUGGUAUAAUGAUAUAAUACUACAUUCAAAAUAUAUCAUAGAGUGCAAAAUAUACCAGAUUAUCGGUCAAAGCAAAUAAUAAUUGUAGUAAUUGGAAGAAUUUCCCAUACAAU